Messenger RNA from Somion occarium, 1520 nucleotides. Lineage: Eukaryota; Fungi; Basidiomycota; Agaricomycetes; Polyporales; Cerrenaceae. The record is from the annotation of a GenBank genome assembly.
AUUCAGACGCGACUUCUCCCAUCCUUUCAGAUCCUGCGUGGAAACGUGGCGUACGAGCUUGAUGGAUUUGUGAAAGAUAGCUAUACAACGCCUUUGGACAACAGCCACAAACAAAUACCUUUUUGGGACGUGUUACAUUCUGCUCAAAGUUUGACAUCGAGUACAAAUUUGCUUAAACCUACUGAUUCACUUCCGCCAUGUCUGCUGCCACCUCUAUACCUUCGACCUCUUCUUCGAGGCCACCUCCAAACUCUGUUCUCUUUGCAAGAGGUGUGAUUGCACAGCUUGCUACUUGGCCUGCUCUCCGAAUCGCGGUAGAUCAAUCAUGGGGCGGUCCUGAAUCAGCUCAGAAACGGACAUGGCUUGCUUCAGUCAUCGUAGAUGAUUUUGAAGAACAAAAUGACCCAAUACCCGAUGUUGAAUUCGUCGAGGAUCGAUUACUUCAGGUUCUGGAGGACGAAUUCGACCUAGUCUUGGAAGAUGAUAGUUCAAAAGGCAUCGCAGACGAAAUUGUCAAACUUUGGGAAGCCAUACAGCUCGGGGGCACUCGAGGCCUUGAGCGAGUGAUUGCGCUGGAGGAGAAGGCUGAUAAGGUCAAAGGAAAGAAGUUGCAAGUGGAGGAAGGAGCAGCGAACGAUAGCGAUUGGGAGGAUGAGAGUGGAGAAAGCGACGAGGAGGGUGACUUGCGUGCUUCAGCAGAUGCUGGCGAGGUUCCGACGCUUCUCGAUCAUGCACAAUGCAGUAAGCCGGAAGCAGAGGUUGACGAAGACGGUUUCACUGUGGUCAAGGGGAAAAGUCGAGCCCACCGAUGACAACUUUCCAGCUGCUCCGGUACGUGCUUAUUAGUUCAUCUUCAAGUUCGACUAUCUCGUCAACUAUCUUGAUUUAUGCAUUUUGCAGCUUAUUGACGAAAACGUUACUCUGCCAUCUAUCGAAUUGUCCAGAGUAACGACCAUCCGGCUCCAGCAGUGUCCUGGUUGAGACGGAUUUGGCCCCUUGUGCCACUUGAUGAAGUUCUCCAUAUCGAAUUUGCAUCUAGCAUCUUUCGUCGUGAAAGAUUGCGCUCGGUGCAAGGCCGUACUGAUGCUGUAUCGAAUGCAUCUAUGAUAUCAUCUAUUCCAUCUACUGGCGUUCCACGCCUCGGCCUUGUGCCAGUCAAUAAAAUAUCCUGCUCGGAUCGCACGCCUUCCGCUGUUGUUGGCGAAGUGCUGAACCUUAUCAGGGCAAUUCGUGGAUGCUUCGUCGAUACCUUGAGAUUGUCUGUGUCGUGAUUUCCCCUUACCCGCCUGGUCUUACAUGCCACCAUCCUCGAACACCAACAUCGCCAUGAAUAUUGUGUGGACUUCACUACUCGCCAGCCCGUGAUUCCCGACCUGUUAUUGUCGUAAAAGUUUGCUUCGCAGCUCACGUAUCCUCUUUCAAAACUGAGUGAUGCAAGUAAACUGAGUGUAUAGUAUUUCCGGGUACAAGUACAAGCGUUGCGUAUAUGAGAUCGCAAUGAUGAUUAAAUAUUGUCCUUC